This is a messenger RNA of Trichoplax adhaerens, 1506 nucleotides long. RefSeq lists its product as uncharacterized. The annotation marks the transcript as partial. Gene Ontology annotation, biological process: nucleoside transmembrane transport. Gene Ontology annotation, cellular component: membrane. Gene Ontology annotation, molecular function: nucleoside:sodium symporter activity. The record is from RefSeq and is a predicted model, not a curated record. Lineage: Eukaryota; Metazoa; Placozoa; Uniplacotomia; Trichoplacea; Trichoplacidae. The transcript is spliced from 8 exons.
UUACUGAUCGGCUAUACAGUAUACCUAGUUUUUGCUUGUACGAUGGACUUCGACAGGGCGAGACCGCUUUUUAUCAUUACAAUGGUAAUUUUGGGGAUUAUCGUCUUAAUGAAAGUAUUGCCCUAUAUUACACCAACACUACAGAAAUAUAUCUUUGGCCCUAUAACCAAUUUCUACGAUAGAUAUGAGCACUACCUGAAAUGGGUUGUAAUCUUUGGAUUGAUUGGACUAGUUAUUCUAUUCUUACUUCUUGAUCAGCCAAUUGUGCCUUAUCGUUUUGCAUCUUUCGGCGGUUUACUUGCCUAUUUAUUUUUAUGUUGGUUCUUUUCUAAGCACAGAUCUCAAGUAAGAUGGCGACCAGUUAUUGUUGGUAUUAUUAUUCAGUUUUUUAUGGGUUUACUUAUUUUACGUACCAGUGCUGGUUUCCAAGUGUUUAAUUUCCUCGGUAAUUUAAUUACGACGUUUUUAAAUUUUACCGAUUCUGGCUCAAUAUUUGUUUUUGGUGAAUUAUACACGAAUCAUUUCUUUGCUUUUAAGGUAUUACCUUUGGUUAUUUUCUUUAGCGCUGUGAUUACCUUCUUAUAUUAUAUUGGUGCAAUGCAAGGCAUAAUUAAAGUACUUGCUCGUGUCAUGCAAGUUACUAUGAGAACAUCGCCAACAGAAUCAUUAAAUGCAGCCGGCAACAUCUUUGUCGGACAAACCGAAGCUCCUCUAUUAGUAAGACCAUUCCUUGCAACAAUGACAAAGUCCGAGCUUCAUGCUGUUAUGACUGGAGGUUUCGCUACCAUAGCUGGAGCUGUUUUAGGUGCUUAUAUUGGAAUGGGAGUACCGGCUACUCAUCUUUUAACAGCUUCAUUUAUGUCCGCUCCUGCUGCAUUGGCAGUAGCUAAACUUGUUUAUCCAGAAACUGAGAAGGAAAUAGAUUAUGAGGUCAAAGAUAUUAAAUUAGACAAGGGUACCGAAACCAACUUUUUUGAAGCAUUCGCUAAUGGAGCCUCUUCAGCCAUACCAUUAGUAGCAAAUAUAGCCGCCAAUCUGAUUGUCUUUACUGCUAUACUGAAUUUCCUUGAUGGUACACUAAGCUACUUCGGUAGUCUCGUCGAUUAUCCUCAAUUCAGCUUCAGGUUUAUCUGUUCAUAUUUAUUCACACCUUUGGCUUUACUAUUGGGCAUUGAAGCUAAGGAUGCUUUCAGGGUUGGUUUGCUUCUAGCUGAGAAGACUGUAGCAAACGAAUUUGUUGCGUAUAGUACACUUUCUAAGUGGAUUGCCUUACGAGCUGCUGGUAAUCCAGUAAUAUCUGUAAGUUAUUGCUUUAGUUUUUCCGUUCGUUCUGAAAUUAUCUCCGCUUACGCUUUGUGCGGCUUCGCAAACUUUUCGUCUAUUGGUAUUCAAAUUGGUGGCUUAACCCCAAUGGCACCGGAGAGAAAGAGUGACCUAGCUACUAUUGCAUUCAGAGCGUUAUGCUCCGGUACCGUGGCCUGUUUCAUGACAGCUUGCUUAGCAGGU